Mucor mucedo is the source of this 387-nucleotide messenger RNA. RefSeq lists its product as uncharacterized. The transcript is spliced from 3 exons. The annotation marks the transcript as partial. The record is from RefSeq and is a predicted model, not a curated record. NCBI's taxonomy places the organism in Eukaryota, Fungi, Mucoromycota, Mucoromycetes, Mucorales, Mucoraceae.
GAAGAGUUUAGAAAACUCAAACUCUAUUUCGUGCAGUCAAGCGGCAAACAUAUCCGACUGUGGCCCAUGCAAUACACAAAGUAUGGGAUAUAUAACUUUGUUGGGGAGAAGAAAAUCUUGGUGGAAGAAGAUUUUAAAGAAGAAAAAAAAAAAGAGCACAUCACUUCAUUGUUCACUUUUUUCUUGACCUUGAAGACUAUUGCUGUUUUGAAAAGCCAGCAUGAGGAAAAGCUGAGGUGCUAUGACAGCGAAAAUAAUAGCCAAGAGGUUCUUCUAUCAGACAUAAUAUGCCCAAGAAUUUUCAAAUUGAGUUAUAAUACUCAUGGGCAACACUUUGCAAAUGAGCAUUUCAAAAGCUCACCUGAAAGUGAUUAUUUAUUUUUUUAA